Messenger RNA from Physella acuta, 6919 nucleotides. RefSeq names its product paired box protein Pax-6. Gene Ontology annotation, molecular function: RNA polymerase II cis-regulatory region sequence-specific DNA binding; DNA-binding transcription factor activity, RNA polymerase II-specific. The record is from RefSeq and is a predicted model, not a curated record. NCBI's taxonomy places the organism in Eukaryota, Metazoa, Mollusca, Gastropoda, Physidae. Gene Ontology annotation, biological process: anatomical structure development; regulation of transcription by RNA polymerase II.
CAAUGUUUUGGGGAUCUCAUGCCCUGUUUCGUGCCCUUUUCUCCCGGCGAGCUUGGAGCGAGUAAUUCCAUCCCACGCCGCUUGACUGCCUGCCUACCAGAGCAGAUCCCACUCGGACGAGACCAGCGCCAAGGCUAGGGGUAAAUGCCGUAUGCUAAAUAGUGGUUCACACACGGGCUAGAUACUCUGAACGGGCGAGUGCGCCAAGCGAAUGCUGAAUUUCACCUCGGCGGAUAUUAAGAACGCACGGAUUAAUGGACCGAGGAGGUCGCAAAUAGAAGUUAGGUCUAAGAAUAAGCCAUCCUUUAUUAUGCACAAUUUCGUUUCUAGCUAAGCAAAAGGUGUUUCAGUUGUUUUUUUAUUUUUAAAAUAAAUUUACAUUUUUUUUUUUUUUGGAAUUGUGCGGAGAACAUUUUUUUUUACUCGGAGGAAACAAGUUACUCGGUGAUGUUUUCUAGGCGAGCGAGCCUUUUCUAGGCACCUGAGCCUUAUCCUGUUGUCAUAGCCUUAUCUCGACGUCUUCUGUGUGACUUAAUCACAGGAAUAAACUACAAGGUGUUAAUUACAAUUAGUCUUAGACACGUGCAGGUAGCGUCUUUAUACUACAAGGACGUAAAAUUUUACCUCGGGAUUCUUAAAGAAGUUUUUCAAAUCCUAUCUUGGAUCGAAUUGACGUACCAAGACGCGAAUAUUCAGAAGUUCUUCUAACUGGAUGCGUGUGUUCUUUGACUUAGUUGUGAAUAAUUCACUUGGAUUCUUUACUGGAAAAUAACGUGAAAGAUCCAUACAGUCUGGUCAAAGGGGCGGUGCGCACCCUUGCACCUCAUUGCACCAUAACGGAUUCGCGUGGUGCGCAUCUACUACAGGCAUCGAUCUCAGACAUGUUGUUACCCUGAUAGGAAACUGAAAAAAGUUACUCCAGAAUUCCCCCUUCAGACUUUAUCCUGUAAAUUAAGCUCUGGAUUUUAAACUCCAGAACUAAAGCCCCAGAGUAUCUUCUGAUUUUUACCUCCGGAAUUUUCAACUGUAGAUUCUCAGCUUCAGAAUUUUAGCUCCAGAUUUGAGCGUCGGAUUCUUAGCUCUGGAACCAUUCCCGUUCUAUUCUCUGAAAUCUUUGGCGCCCUGUAAGGGUGAGCUGGGUGCCACGGGUCUAAGGCUCAAAUGCCGCGGAUUGGAGGCUGAGUUUCAGACAUCUGCUGUGGAUAUAAAUAGCACAAGGGACGAAACUCUGGAGAUUAAAUUGUUUAACAACAUGCCCGCAAAAGAAGAGGACCACAGCCAUUCCUCUCACACUAACUCACCCAACAGUCAAAGUCCGGACACUGCAGGCAGUGCCAACGCUGCCAAAAAACCAACAAGAAAGCGAGACUUUGACGCUUUCUCCGCAGGCCACAGUGGAGUCAAUCAACUUGGCGGAGUCUUCGUGAACGGGCGUCCUUUGCCUGACUCCACUAGACAGCGUAUAGUGGAGCUGGCACACAGCGGGGCCAGACCGUGUGAUAUAUCACGUAUAUUACAGGUUUCAAACGGAUGUGUUAGUAAAAUACUAGGCCGUUAUUACGAAACCGGAAGUAUUCGCCCCAGGGCUAUCGGGGGUUCGAAACCAAGAGUGGCGACUCACGAUGUGGUCGGGCGGAUAGCGCACUACAAGCGCGAGUGCCCGAGUAUAUUCGCUUGGGAGAUUCGGGAUAGGUUGCUCAGUGAAGGGAUAUGUAAUCAGGAGAAUAUACCAAGUGUCUCCUCCAUCAACCGAGUACUACGUAACCUGGCCAGCGAGAACCAGAAAGUCAUGGGCCAGGGCUCCAUGUACGAUAAGCUCGGGCUCCUCAACGGUCAGGGCUGGCCGCGCCCCAACCCCUGGUACACCCCCACGGUGUCGGCCAUGGGCGGGCUGGCGCACCCCUCGGCCUACUCCCCCUCGCAGGCCGCCUCGCACCAUCUCCUGCACGAGAAGAAAAGUGAGUGGCACGAUGAUCUGAUUAGCAGCGCCGGCUCCACCGGAAGUCAGAGCGACGGGCAGACCGGAGAGACAGAUGAGCAAAUGCGCAUGCGUCUUAAACGGAAGUUACAAAGAAACCGGACGUCGUUCACGGCUACGCAAAUAGAAUCAUUGGAGAAAGAGUUUGAACGGACUCAUUACCCAGAUGUCUUUGCGCGCGAGCGACUCGCCCAGAAAAUAGAUCUUCCCGAGGCAAGGAUCCAGGUGUGGUUCAGCAACAGGAGAGCCAAAUGGAGGAGGGAGGAGAAGCUGAGGAACCAGAGGAGGGACGUCUGCAACGGCGCCACGCGGCUCCCCAUCAACCACACCUUCAGCAACGGCAUGUACCCCGGGGUGCCGUCAGCCAUACACCAGCCGAUUCCAUCCAUGUCCGACACCUACAGCUCGAUGCCGCCUAUGCCAAGCUACUCUCUCUCCAACAACAUACCCCCCAACCCAGCCUGUUUGCAGUCGUCUGCUCCUUCGUCCUACUCGUGUAUGUUACCCGGUAAGUGGAGCGACUACAACCGUGGCUACGACCAUCCCUUGUCACUCAGCAACUACGGCCGACCACCGUGCGCACCAUCAGUCAGUAUGCACCAUCAGAACCACAUGGGUCAAUCUUCGCACAACUCCGUCUCAACGGGUUUGAUUUCGCCCGGUGUAUCAGUGCCCCUCCAAGUGCCAGGGGGCACUCAAGACAUGGGCGCCCACCACAUGGGCGCCAUGACCCACCAGUACUGGCCCCGCAUCCAAUGACGCCAGGGGGACGUGUGGGUGUGACCUGACCACGUCACAGAUUUCACGUCAAACCAACCUGCACAUAAACUGAUGACGUCAUAUGGAUAAAAUCAUAUUUGAUGAUGACGUUCUGCCAUAAGACUCCAUCUAAAAAAACAAUUUUAAAAUACACGUUUAAAAAAACUUUAAAACAGUUAUGUUUAUUAAAAAUACAUAGUAUUUAUAAACGCUUCAACAUAUUCACAAUGGUGAAUACAAAUUGUUCCGCAGUAUUGUUGGAAAACAUAUUCUGAAAAGGGCUUACAUAAUAAAAUUUAAAAAUCUUCUUCAACAAAGAUGAUUUCAGCAUGCCAAGCAAGACUACAUCAAAUUCAGUUUAUUUUUCCAAAUGAAAAAAAAAGGAAACAAAAAGAAAACAAAGAUUUUCUGUGUGAAAAAAAAAAAACUAGUUUCAGACUACACGUUAAUCUGAUUUUAUAUUAUUCCCAUAUAGACCCAUUUUAUUCAUAAUGAGAAGAGCGUUUGAUAAAACUCAGUCAUGUGUAAACUUACGUAUGUGGAAGUUUCCCAACAUGCGCCUGUAUUGGGUGGAUUGACUGCACAGUUGCAAGGAAUUCAUUUUUGUGUGUGUAUGCAAGCCAAAAGAAAACAACAACAUACGUUUCACGUGUUUUGGAUGCGGUUUCUCGGAGACGCUUAGCUAUAGUUACUACUAGCUGAAGUUGCUACUAGCUGUAGUUAUCUCUAGCUUAAGCUUCAGUUAACAUUAACUUGGCUACACAAGUUCCAGUAAUUGCUAGGUAGAAUGGCUACUUGCUUCUUUUAUCAUUUGCUAAAAGCUCCAAUAUCGCAAGAUGCCGUUGCUACUAGCUUUAUUUAUCACUAGCUAAACUGGUCAGAUAAAGUUAUCGCUCGCUACAAAAGCAGCUAGCUCCAGUUACCACUAACUAGAGUUACAACUAGCCAGGGUUACUUCUAGAAUUCCCACUGGUAUACCACUUGCCUGGAUCAACACAAACAUAUACUGCCAUUCCAUCUAGUUACAACUAGAAUGGUUCAAAUUACUUCUAGUACGUACGCCACGAAAAAUCUUCAGUGCAACAUUUUCUGGUUAUUCUUUCACACUGUUGAAAAAAAAAUAUGAUAUCUAAAAACAAAUUCCAGAAGACAUUUGCAAAAAGUGUUGUAUGCAAUGUUUGCUCAAUUACAGUACUAAAGAAAUUGUGGCUGGUUUUUACACUCCGUGAAUAUUUUUCUAUUCUUGAAAAUCUGAAAACGGAAUUUUUUUUCCGCCCAAGAAAUAACUUUGUGGUUCCAAAUAGAAUACAAGUGGCCAAAACAACGAUGUUGGCCCAACGUUAACUGUUCUGGCCCACACAGCAACUUGCUGGCCCGAAGAAACGUUGUUGGCCUCGAGACAAUGUGCUAGACGAGAACUGAAUAAAACUGUUUCCUUUCCCUCCCUAAUAAACUAAACAAGUACUGGCCAAAAAGACAAUUAGGUUGGCCUGGACACACCGCAGCAUUGAUGAUGGCCCAGAUUGACAGUUGGCCAAUAUACUUGGGCCAAGAUUGAAGCCAGAAUUGUGACAAAACAUUCAGUAACAGCUUCAAAAACGUUUCAAACAUCACCCAUCUCCUCUAUAUUUGGCACGCCAAUGUCUACUCUACAACUAGGGCUGACCAACUUCAGAACAGCGACGCUCUCUUCUGCACGAAGGAAACUUUAAGGAUUUCAACUUUCCCAGAUGUAUAUUUUCAUAUUUUCUUUGUGAACAUUCAAUUUAUUUAUCUUUUAUAAAAUGCUCAUUGCGAAAAAAAAAUUAUCUUGACAUAUUUACUAAAAGAUAUGUUCAAGAUUCUGGUUGUACCAUGUUAUAGAUAAAAUUAUAAUCUUAUCUAGUCUUAUUAACCUUUAAUUUUCAUGUAGUACACUGCAGUGUGUCUUUUAGUUUAGCUUCAAGUGUUAAUACAUUCAAAUCUCAGAAAUAUAACUGCAGUUUUAAUAGUUGUAUGAUGAUAAACUGUUAGCUUUUACAAAAAAAAAUGUAAGUUUAUCAUAUGCGUAACGGAUGUAUAUCUGUUUGUCAUGACAGUUUAUGUGUGCAUGUGUUUAAUAUGUGUGUUCAUGUAUGUGCUGUGUGUUUAGCUUGUGUUCAACAUGUGCUAAAGUGUAAGCACAUUUUGCCUAUAGUCGACAGGCUAUAGACAACCCUGCUCAAUAUUUACUCUCUAAACACACGAAAAAACACGGACGACUUCAAAUCAAACCACACACACAUUUCUCCCGUGUUUAUUUCAGAUCAUGUUCGAAUUCAACACACUAAAAUAAACACACCGUGUGAAAUCGAAAACGAGGCCCCGUGCACUUAAAUACUCAUUUAGUUGUAGAAAUAACCACAAAAAAACCAACAAUUAUUUAAACAUUUUUUGUAUUAUUUUUUGUAAUAUAUUAUAAUUAUGACUUGGUGUAUUUGAUUGGAUGUCUAUAAAAGCCAACAAUGACAGCUAAUUGAUACAAUCUUUAAGAGUGCGUUACUUGUAUUAGGGUUUUUUCUUUAAUGUGGUUUUUUUCUGGUAAUUUAAAAACUGAAUCUUAAUUAGAUUGAGGGAACAAUAUUCUCUUAAAUUUAUUUUUUCUAAUAACUACAUCGUUUAAAAAAAUGUAAUUUCAUUAUUUUUAAAGAUUUUAUUUUAAAAAAAAAUCAAAACUUGUAAUGUACAUAAAGAGGACUUGUGAAUUAUACAAUGUGGAACUGGUUUAAUACUUGCAAUUACCUUUCUUUUUAAAAUGCUACAUUGGAACUAAAACUAUAAUUUAAUUUAAAGAUUAAAAAAAAAUAAAACAGUGUAACUAAGGAUAUAUGCCUAUAUCAUUACUCUUUUUAAAUUAUACAAUGAAAUUAAAUUUAAAAUACACACACAAAUCAUCAUAAUUUAACUUCCUAGGGUACAUGUUUUUUUGUUUCAAAUUACUACUAAUACAAAUGCAAAUGUUUUAUGGGUCAAUGGAAUUAUUAAACACCGUAUUUUGACUUUUUUUUUGGGAUAAUUGAGCGGUAUUUAAAAAAAAAAUUGUAAUAAUUAUAGGUUUUGUGAAUUACUGAGAGGGCUCGUUUUUAUGUACUCUUUAAUAAUGAAUUUCUUAAUAUUUUUUUAACUUGAAAACCUAUUUUAAUUAAAUGAUUUCUUAAAAAAAUAUGUGCAAAUAUGGAAUAUGACAUUUAUUCGCAAAUUUAUGUAAAUAUAUAAAUAAAUAUUGCAGAUAUAAAUAAAUAAUAGCGUGAAACUAAAAGAUCUCAUAAACUGACUGAGACACAGAAUACGUGAGGAUGAGAAUGAUCCAUGAAUGAGUAGCGUUCACUUGAGAAUCGAAAAACGUUUGUACACAGUGUUUACAUUUAUUUUGGUGAGCGAUUUAAUAAUUUAACAAAAUGCAUUGAUUUAUAUUUUUCUUGUAUGUUUUUUUUUGCAAAGUAAAUGUGUGUGUUUGAAAUAGGUGAGGACAUGAUGUUGAUCUUAUAAUACUUGGUUAAAAAUAUUGAGAUGUAGGCCUAUCUUGUAAGUUUUGUUUGGUUAGAUAUCUCGAGAUUUUACUUGAAUGUCGCUUGUGUUUUGGUUGUGAGACUUGUAAUGAUGAAUGGUGGUUAUAAAUAGAACGCGAGGUAAACAAGCUCAGUACGAGACAGAAUGCGAGUUUUGCAUGUUUGGUUAAUAUAUUAUUAAAUAAUUGUUUAAAAAAAUAUUUGUACUGGAGUUUUUUGAAUUAGAACAAAUGAGAAGGUUAGUGGGGUUUAAUGAAAGUUAGAAGAAUGGCCACGAUAAAGUCGGGCAUAAUUAAAUAACUGGCCAUAAUAGAGGACUGAGUUUCAGUUAAAAACGUGUAAACAGUUUGAUUUUGAAAAAAAAAACCGAAAACAAUUAACCCGUUCUAUUUACAAAAAAAAUAAAUAAAUAAAAAUAAAUGCUUCCUGGCGAGUAAGAGAAUGUUGGGCCAGCUUAAGUUAGUAGAUUACUAGAUUGAUUCAGGGGCGUAACAUGGUGACUGCAUGACAACAUUGAUUUAUUUUGAUUGACUGGUAUAAUUAAAUGAUCGAUUAUUUUAAUUUCUUGCGUGGUUUGAUUAAUUGUUUGUCUUUAUUAAAAAUUGAUGAAUUUCUUAUGGGGUUAUUUCACAAAUGUUUGUAUGAAUUAAAAAUC